AUGGCUCAAAGACACAACUCAUGGGCGCCUUCGCCCUCGUCGUAUGGUCCGCCCAGGUCAGCCGGAGACGGACACUACGCCUACGAACCCGAGCCAAUGCGGCUCCCACCUCCAAUGCACUUGAUGAAUGGGCAGUCGAAUGUGCAACCGAGGCCCGCCACACAGCAGCAGCCCGAAUAUCACCAAAACGAGUAUCAUCAAGCCUCAUAUUACCGUGCUGAUUACCAAUACCAGCGCGAAUACCACCAACCUCCCUCGCCCAGCUACCAUCAGCCACCGCAGUACCAACACUACCAACCGCCACCACCUCAAUCCGCACAGCUUACCGACCCGUACAGAGCAGCUCCCAUGCCCCGCUAUCCCCAGGAAUCGCCACGCCCAUCACCGACGUUGUCUGCGACCAAGAGUGAACCAUUUGACGAGUACCAGGCGGCGAGAGAAGCGCACUUUCUCAAGCGUAAUCAGCCUCCACAGAUGCCGCACAUGCCGCAGGGUGCCCCGCGCGUGUUGAACGACAACUAUCAGGGCGGAGGCAAAGUCGCCAUUCCUUUCACGCCGCCCAGCCUGAGAAUUCCUGCGGUGCGGUCUGGGUCCGCGAUCCCAACGGCCAGAACAUCGUGGAGUGCCACGAGCCAGCAUGAAAGAGUCAAGAUUGAGGAUCUUUUGAGCGGCGGCGGCGGCGAGGACCGAAGGAUACUCCACCGCGCCCUGGAAUCAGAGGUCAAGGUGGUCCAAAACGAGUACGAGAUCUUUUUCCGCCAACAACCCAUGGCGGCCAGGUGCUGUGGCUACGGCGAAAGAGACAGGAGAGUCAUCGAUCCACCACCCAUUGUCCAGUUGAGGAUAAACAACCCCGACCUCACGCCUGACGAGCUGUAUAACAAGAUACACCACCCCGCCUAUGUCGUCCACUGCAGUAUCUGGGACGAGACCGGAAUAAAGGAUGAGACCAACAUGCCUGACGAAGGGUUGAGGCCGGGAAAGCGCAUCAUGGGAUCGCUGGUAUCGUCGCCCUUUGUGGGCCAAGAUGAAAACGGCAAUGAAGGCUGCUUCUUCUGUUUCCCCGACAUGUCAGUUCGCACACCGGGCAGAUUCCGUCUCAAAUUCGUAUUGGUCGUCGUCGAUCCGACGCACAUGGCAAAGAAAGCUCCCAUCCGGUCCACCAUCAUGAGCGAAAUAUUUGUCGUCUACAGCGCAAAGGAUUUCCCGGGCAUGCAGGCCAGCACACCCCUCACGAAGCGUCUCAAGGAGCAGGGAUGUCUCAUUUCCAUCAAAAAGGGCAACGAAAAGUCUGGCGGGAAGAACACUCGUCGGCAAGAUGACAGCGACGACGACGACGAGGAAGACGGCGGCGGCGGCGGCGGCGGCGGCGGAAGCGCCUCGGCCAAGCGCAAAAAGACGAGGAAACAGCGAUGA
This is a messenger RNA of Colletotrichum orchidophilum, 1416 nucleotides long. RefSeq lists its product as uncharacterized. Lineage: Eukaryota; Fungi; Ascomycota; Sordariomycetes; Glomerellales; Glomerellaceae. The transcript has a single exon. The coding region runs from base 1 to 1416 and encodes 471 amino acids. The record is from RefSeq and is a predicted model, not a curated record.